Molecule: messenger RNA, 6400 nt
Organism: Oncorhynchus tshawytscha (Chinook salmon)
Lineage: Eukaryota; Metazoa; Chordata; Actinopteri; Salmoniformes; Salmonidae
Gene: oga
Product: O-GlcNAcase
Exons: 18
Coding region: 550-3312 (920 amino acids)
Biological process (GO): glycoprotein metabolic process
Molecular function (GO): beta-N-acetylglucosaminidase activity
Source: RefSeq, a predicted model, not a curated record
ACUGGUUUGAUCCAGUCUUCUGAGCAUGCGCAAUCGGUGUAAACAGGAAGAAGCUGCGAAAACCAGGGAAAAUCUAGAAGAUGAAUAUAUAUUCAACGGGGAAAAAAUCAUAACGUUCAUUGAUUACUCGUAAUUUUAUUAUUUUAGCGCACGAAUAUGUCAACGAAUAUUAUUCUGAAUGAAGUAUUUUAGCACAGCGGUACACGACAGUCAGCAACGUUACAUUAGAUAUACCUUUUCUUUAUUUUUUUACAGAUUGGCAACUAACUGAAGCUAGUAGCUUUCGUUUCGUUUUACUAGAAAAUAGUUUGCAAGAAUCUAAUUUGGACAGACAAGUCGAGCAAUAUUUUUUCACACUGCGGCCUGUGAACAACGCCGGGGAUUGUCAGUAAACUAACGUUACACGGUUCAUUUCCCCUCUCCUUUCAAGUCGUCCGGAUGGCCUGCUAACCUAUUGUCGGAGUUUCGGGUCAGACUCCCCUCGUCCAAGCACGUUUUUUUCCCUAAACCCUGUCUGUUGCUAGCUACGAUAACAGACAGUCUAUAGAAAUGGUUCAGAAAGGUAAGGCGGUGGUGGGGACGUCUCAAGUGGAGGUUGAGGCGAGCCCAAGCUCGGGGCCGUCUGAGGCUGGUUCAGAAGCCCCUGGCUCAGUGGAAGAACCGAGAAGCAUCGGGGUGGAACUAUCGGGCCGCAGGAAAUUCAUCAGUGGAGUCGUGGAGGGCUUCUAUGGCCGGCCAUGGACAAUGGAACAAAGGAAAGAGCUGUUCAGGAGACAGCAGAAAUGGGGCUUGAACACAUACCUCUACGCACCUAAAGAUGACUACAAACACAGGAUGUUCUGGAGAGAGAUGUACUCAGUAGAAGAAGCAGAACAACUGAUGACCCUGAUUAGUGCUGCAAAGGAGUAUGGGACCGAGUUCAUCUAUGCCAUCUCCCCAGGCCUAGACAUCACCUUCUCUAACCAGAAAGAAGUGUCCACACUCAAGAGGAAACUGGACCAGGUAACUCACUUUGGCUGCAAGUCAUUUGCCUUACUGUUUGACGACAUCGACCACAACAUGUGCCCCGCCGACAAGGAAGUGUUCAGCUCCUUCGCCCAUGCCCAGGUGUCCAUCACCAAUGAGAUCUUUCAGUACCUGGGAGAGCCUGAGACCUUCCUCUUCUGCCCCACAGAGUACUGUGGAACAUUCUGUUACCCCAAUGUGGCCCAGUCUCCCUACCUGCACACAGUGGGAGAGAAGCUGCUGCCUGGUAUUGAAGUGCUGUGGACAGGUCCUAAGGUGGUAUCCAAAGACAUUACAGUGGAGUCCAUAGAGGAGGUCUCUAAGAUCCUGAAGAGAGCUCCGGUAAUCUGGGACAAUAUCCAUGCCAACGACUACGACCAGAAGCGUCUGUUCCUGGGGCCGUACAAGGGGCGCUCCACAGAGCUCAUCCCCCGCCUCAAGGGGGUUCUCACCAACCCCAACUGUGAGUUCGAGUCCAACUUCGUGGCCAUCCACACCCUGGCCACCUGGUAUAAGUCCAACAUGAAUGGAGUGCGCAAGGAUGUCGCCAUGACGGAUGGAGAGGACAGUACCGUGUCUAUCCAGAUCAAGCUGGAGAAUGAGGGCAGUGAUGAGGAGUUAGAGACAGACAUGUUGUACAGCCCUCAGCUGGCCCUGAAACUGGCCCUCACAGAGUGGCUGGGGGAGUUUGUAGUGCCUCACCAGUACAACAGUCGCCAGGUACCCCACAGCGGAGCUAAGAGUUCAGCUAUUGACGUGUCAUCACUAGGUGCCUCCUCCCUCUGCUCUGCUACUACAGUCACUACAGUGUUCCAACAGCCCAUCAUGACACCCACAGGCGCCCCUGACCCCAACAAUCACCCCACGGCCAAGAGACUGCAACAACAAGAGGUGGAGGAGGUGGAUGUUGAGAAGAAGGAGUCUGAUGAAGAGCCCAUGGAGAUGGUUGUGGAGAAACCAGAUGAGACGGACCCAGAGUCAGACCCUGUAGCGGAGGCUGCAAAUGAGACCAAGAGCAGCCUGGUCCUUAUAGACAAGAUGUCAGAGGAUCUGAAGCCCAUGGACACAGACAGGGAAGUCCUGGUUCUUGAGUCCAAGUCUCCAGAGGAGGACAUUGACAUGGCCCCCAUGCAGACAGACGAACAGCUCAAACAGGAUGUCUUUGUACCUGGUCCCAAUGAGAAGGCAUUGUACACGGCAGAGCCUCUCUCUCUGGAGGACCUGACCCUGCUAGCUGAGCUCUUCUACCUGCCCUAUGAAUACGGACCCAAAGCCCUGCACAUGCUCAAGGAGUUCAACUGGCUACGGGCCAAUAGCAGCACCGUCAGCGUCAACUGCGAGGGCAAGGAACCAGAGAAGGUUGCGGAGUGGAAGUGCCGGGCUGAGAAGUUUGAGGAGAUGUGUUGCUCGGUCAUCCAGAUGUUCACCAGGCUCUCUAAUUCAGCCAACCGCACCAUCCUCUACGACCUCUACCCCUACAUCUGGGACAUCAAGAGCAUCACCUCCAUGGUCAAGUCCUUUGUCCAGUGGCUAGGGUGCCGUAGUCAGGCCACUGCACAGUUCCUUAGUGGAGACCAAGAGCCUUGGGCCUUUAGGGGCGGUCUAGCAGGAGAGUUCCAGAGAUUGUUGCCAAUCGACGGGGCAAAUGAUCUUUUCUUCCAGCCUCCUCCCGCACUGCCAACAUCCAAAAUCUAUUCCAUCAGGCCCUACUAUGCUAAAGAUGAGCAUGCAGUUUAUAAGAUCUGCAGAGAGAUGUACUCUGAAGGAGUGGAGGAACUGCCCUUCUCUGGAGAGGAGCCAGACCUCAUAGGCGACAGGUUAGUAGGAGGGUUCCUGAACCUGAGUCCAGACUAUGGGUUUGUCCUGGAGGACGAGGAGGGGAUCUGUGGUUACGCUCUGGGCACUGUGGACGUCAAGCCCUUUGUCAAGAAGUGUAAAAUGAGCUGGAUCCCCUCCAUGCAGGAGAAAUACAACAAGCCCGACUGCCAGAAGGACCUCUCUGAGGCUGAGAAGAUGAUGUUGAGUUUCCAUGAGGAGGAGGAGGGCCUCCCAGAGUCAUUCCUCUCCAACUUCCCGUCCCUCAUCAAAGUGGACAUACAUGCCAAGGUCACCGACCCCAGCGUGGCCAAGAGCAUGAUGGGAUGCCUGCUCUCCUCCCUAAAGGCCAAUGGUUCCAUUGGUGCGUUCUGUGAGGUGCGUCAGGCAGACAAGAGGAUGAUGGACUUCUACAGUAAGCUUGGCUGCUUCGAGGUUGCCAAGAUGGAGGGCUUCCCCAAAGACAUAAUCAUCAUGGGCCGCAGCCUUUGAGAACAACUACGAGAUCAUCAACACGGGACGCAGCUUCUGAGACAGUUGACAGCCUGGCUAACCAAGCAACCAUGGAGCUGUAUAGAAAGCUUAAGUCAGCCAGGCUAAGGAUCACUGUCUGUUACCUUUACAAAACAACCAAUACUUGAUGAUUUUAUACUUCAACCACCUGGACUAGACGAGGCUAGAGGCAGCCUGUUUUUAGACCGUGUUUAGACCGUGUUCAUCUUGUACAGAUUCACUGUGCUGCCGCUAAAGGCCCAGAGCUCUGCCGGAUUGAAACAGAAUCCGAAACUGUUAAGAGCCACAGAGGUUAUCUGUAAAGCCCAGUGUGUGUUGAUUUGAGCCAAGAUGGCGGACGGUUUCCCUCUGUCUUUGGUCUCCAGAAUGGAGAUGAUGACUGUUCCCCAUGCGGCUGCAGGAAGUAGGAGCUGGUCAGGUGCCAUCCACUCCCAUUAGCCUUUCAGACCAUUCAACUUGACUGUCAAUAGCCCCGAGUGGGUGUCUGUCUGUGUCUCACUCAGACACAGUCAGGGGGUGUAUUGAGAUAUUACUCCAUCUGAAAUUGCACCGUAUUCCCCAUGUAACACAUUACUUUUGUCUGGUUAAAGGUAGUGCAGUGAAUAGGGAGUUAUUUGAGACUUGGUAGUAGAUCCUGACACUACACCCUAGUAUAGGCCUAGCUGACAGGGUGCUGGUUGGGGAAAAGGGGCCUUUAAAGUAUAUUACAGUUUUCUCCUGCACCACCUCUUCACAGGUGGUCCUCCUAGCUAACAGAGUGGAAAGUGGUUUAUGAUUCCACCUAUACUGUUUUCUAGUGUGUCCAUUUCACUCUUGAGUUUGAAAAAUGAUCUCUUUCUGGUGUGUUAGAUUCCUCAAUAGUUUACCUAACCAUGACAGACAUGCAGAUGAAAUCAUAUGUUUGAGUGUUCGAGGAAACUUCUGAAGACUUAAGUAACGAGUUGUUUGCUUGAAACCCACCUGAGUAGAAAUGGGUAACCUUGAAGAGAGAAAGGAAUAUGUGGAAGUUGUCACUUAUGUUAUGGUUUGUCUAUUCCCUUAACCCUUUGCUUUUGGCCAUGCUUUUUUACUUGGGAUGUAACGAUUUAUCCCAUACGCAUCGGUCCCCGAUUUGAAAUGUUUUAAGAUAUAAGUGCGCCGGUCCAUGGACCCCAAACCGAUCCAAAUGUAGCAUGCAUCGGUCAGAAAACGAUUUAAACGUUACAAAUUGCCGGUUCACCAAAAUGUUUUGCUCAAUUACAUUCUUUCUACCUUCUGAAAAUACUUCUCAACUUUUGUGUCAAUGUCGAACUGCAUGUAACUGUUGACAGUCAUUGAUCUUACAAGGCGUUUUGCAUGUCGAACAACCCCAGGCAAUAUCAGUAGCCUAGUCAAACUGAUACUCUUUAAAGACAGACUUUACAGUAUUGUUGCCUGUAAAAAUUAUUAUUAUUAUUAUUUUUUUAAACAGGCACUGUUUAUUAGGACCCAAUUCAUAGUCACAUUCUUGCCAGGAUAAGCCUUGUUUUUAUAUCUCCCGUGCACAUGCCGGCAAGUGUGGGAGUAGACGUGGGGCCAAUGUGGGUGGACAUCCUAUUUUAAUAAAUCCAUUAUUAAUUCAUUUUAGGCUGGACCUAAGAAACAUAACAAAUUUUUCCCCCAAAAAAAUAGAAUGCCAUGUAUUGAGUUUAAUUAUGUUACUGGUCUGUGUGGCCUAUAUGGCUGCAGCAUGCACGUGAAAUCAAUAUUUAUUUAGUUAAUUAAACAGACAAGACAUACUUGGCUACAUUAUUGCAUGCUAAAUGUUUCUGAUCGGUGAUGGAUGAGCAAACUGAUCGAUGAGCUAUACCACCUCCACAUAUUUACCCAGACAGAGAAUUAACAAAAUAUACAGACAAGAGAUUCAGUGAAACAAAAUCACAUUGAUUAAGACAAGUCAGAGGGUUUUGGUCGGGAGUAAGCCUAGGCUACUAAGUGACUGCCAGUGAAGAGCAAAAUAAUCCACUUGUUAAGCUACAUAACAUGCUGGCAAAAUGUUCUAAUCACUGCUAAUAAAUGUGCCAACCAGACAAGAUGAUCAUGAGCAGCACUCACCUCAACUUAGCUAACAUUACCACAGCCUAAUUGUAGUCUUACCAAUGUCCAAACAGGUUCGGUGAAAAGAAAAAUCUGACAUUGAUUUAUCAAGACCCCAUGCUUGUCUCAAAGCGGUGCUGAAAUAGUUGACCACACGCAGGAAGGCCGCUGUGUCAAUCAAAUGUAUUAUAACAGUUGGAUGACUGGGAGUUUCAGUAAGCAACAAUUUGAUGCCUUCAAUUGGAUUGGCCUACUUUAUUCCAAUAUUUUUGUCAUUCGGUGAUGUCUAUUCCAACGAUAAUUCUUUAUGGAUCCAUCCAGUUAUAGUUAAGAAAAGUGUGUAUAUGGUGGGCUACGCGAAGAUUGGUGAAGUGACAUGUCUCGCCAAGUUUAGAACUGCCAGGAUGAUAGUAGUAACUGGUGGUGCCUAGCAACCAUCAAGACCUUAAGAGCGUGCCAAUGCCGCCUCAGCAUUACGGCUACAUUUCAUACUAAGCCUAGGGCAGAACUGUACCACAACCAUGUCGCCAGCAAUACCUUUCAUAUAUAAAGAGAAGUCGGCAAAAAGUUAUCGGGAUGCUAAAUAAAAAAGCGGAUAAGAUCUUGGUUUUGAAGGUGUGUGAGAAGGGUGCAAUUGCGGCCCACAAUUCGUGGUGUUCCUGUAUGUUGGUAUUCCUGCAUCUGCAUAUUCAGGAUAAGAAUGGCCACAUUCAGGAAUGCCCCAAAUUGCAGGCUGCAUUCACACACUGUUGGUCAAACUGCGCACAGUGCCCAGUUUUGCACGCUGACCAACACAAGGUAGGCGACCUGUUCCUGCUCUUGCACAUCUGUGCGGCACCUUCAGCAUGCAAAUGCUAAAAUGGCUUGCAUGAUAUCAGGCUUUAUUAGUUCAGUGACAACCUAUGUAAUUUGCUACGUUAUUGCUAUCUAUGUGCUGUUGAAAAUUGUUUUUUACCGGAAUAAAAGUAAGCUACCAGAGACAACUCAUCUGGCUAUACCUGCUGAACAGGGA